UGCUUUUUCGCUUUAGACAUGAUAAACCUCAUCUAAAUGCGUUUUAAAUGUUCAUACGUCAACAUAUUUUUAUUGAAAGUGUAUGUAUAGGAUAUGUGAUAAAAUGUUGCUUUCAUAUAGAUAUAUUAGAGAUUUAUUAAUAAUUUAAGACGUGUUGAGGGAUUUCAAGAAUCUUAGUUUGUUAAAAGCAUGUCUUUCGUCCACCCAUAACCUCACAUUUUUCAGUUUUUGAAAAAUAAACUCAGUGCGACUGAAGGUCUUCGAAUUUACAAAAAUGGAGAAAACUUCUCUCUUAGGUAAUAUGAAAACCAAGCAACCACCCGUGGGAUCCCCCAUCAUGAAAUCCAUCGAUCCCAACAUCAACAACAAACCCGAAUAUAACAACGCAUGCGGGGACAAGUUACCUGAAGGCCUUAUGUCGUUAGAUGUAACCGCUGACAUAGACGAUGAGUACAAAAGUACUCUACUCCUCGACGACAACGAAAACCUUAGGAUACAUUCGGAAGAGGAAUUCCUCAAAGCUUUGAACAUUCCACCGAAUGAAAAAGUUAAAGUGGUGUCAAUUUUCGGAAAUACCGGUGACGGGAAAUCGUAUACGUUAAAUAAAGUGUUUUUUGACGGCGAGGAAGUGUUCAAGACCUCUUCUUCGCAGGAUUCUUGUACUCUGGGUGUGUGGGCAAUGUAUAAUGCGAAGAUGAAGGUGAUUUUUGUCGAUACUGAAGGAUUCUUGGGUAUAUCAAAACGAGAACACCAACGUACUCGACUGCUACUCAAAGUAUUGGCGAUAUCAGAUAUUAUUAUAUAUAGAACUAGAGCAGAAAGAAUUCAGCGAGAUAUGUAUACUUUUCUCGGAGGUGCUUCUAAGGCUUACAAGGACCAUUUUAGUUCUGCCUUAAGGAAGGCCUUGAAUAAGGCGGACGCUCAACAAUUUGCUGGUGCGCUUGGACCUGGCGUUAUUAUUUUCCAUGAAACUAGGCACACGGAUACUUUACACGUGAAGUCAAACGUAACACAGUCCACUGAGGACAUUCUCAGGGCGGACUUUGCAGCGUUGGGAUUGUCGUACGAUGCAUUUAGUUUUAUUAAAUAUAUCGGUGUUCAGACCGAAGGACCCGAAACUAAUUUUAAAGAUUUAAAAGUGGCCGUGUUAGACAAAUUGGACAGUACGGAGAUCAGAACGAUGAGAGACGCCAAAUAUAUUUAUCUAACUUUAAAAAGUUUGAAUGACAAAUUCCAAACCGACAUCCAAGACAGUACUGCGCCACUUUAUUUACCAGCCUUCUUUACGUGCACAGAAAAAUGUCAGUCUUGUAAAACCAACUGUAGUCUAUCAAUGGGACAUAAAGAAGAAGGCGAACCCCACCAAAGUACUCAAGAUUGUACGUUUCAGCAUCAGUAUCAAAACUAUGUGUAUCUUUGUAAGGCUUGCUACAAAAACGGACACAGAUCAGUGGUUAAACCCAGCUAUCAAACGAUGACUGAUAAUUCCUGGUCCAGCUAUUUGAAUUACGUAUGGGCUGGUUACGUGAUAGAGUGUCCUAAAUGUGGAGAAAUUUUCAGAAGCAGACAGCAUUGGUAUGGUAACAAAAAUCCAGAAGAUGCAGCUGUAAGGGCAGAGGUAGUUCAUAUGUGGCCAGGGAACAAACCCUUUUUUCAGGAGAGAUCUUUGUUCGGAUCACUCAAUUCAGCUCAAAAAGUCUUGGACGGAGUAAGCAUGUUCACUGAUGUGAUAUCUCAUGUAGGAUCUCAGCCUAAAAAGUUACUGAGCGAUUGGGCAGCUGAUAAAAUAGCACCUAGUUACUGGAGGCCAAACCACGAAAUUAAAGUAUGUUUCCUGUGUAAGAUACCGUUCCUGCCACACGCCAAAAAACAUCAUUGUCGCUCGUGUGGUGAGGGUUUCUGCGAUGGCUGUUCUUCCAAACGGCAGCCUGUUCCAGCGAAGGGGUGGCUAGAAGACGUAAGGGUGUGUGACAGUUGCUACAGCGAUCAACCUCCAACUCUCUCCAAUAUGGGAGAUCCCUCAGAAAACCGCGCUCGCCAAAUCGGCGAAACAGUCAUCAGUACCAUCUCUGCCGUCACCUCGGUACUAGAUAUACCUAAGGAAUACAUAAAAGAAUCUGCUCGACCUACAUACUGGACUCCCGACAACGAAUGCAUAGAAUGUUGGGUUUGUAAAAAGCAAUUUGGACCGUUAAGACCUUUGCAUCACUGUAGGGAAUGUGGGAGGGGGGUGUGCAAUGAUUGUUCCGGAUCUAGGAAAGCGGUACCCUCGAAAGGGUGGGACAGUCCGGUGAGAGUUUGUAGCAAGUGCCGAUGAUUGGUGCCAUGUAGGACUGUAAUGUACAAAUUGUUCCUUUGAGAUAUGCGCAUGUUGAGCGGGAUACUUGUUGAGUACUGAUGAAAUGUAUAAUACACAAACAAUAUAAGACUAACAUUCUCGUAGCUACUUUAAAAUGUGGUGAAAUGAUGUUGCAGUAUGUAAUUUUUAAACGAACUUUAUAUUAAAAAAUGCAACAAGUUAUAUAGUUUCGUAGAAAUUAAACCAGAACAUUCCUUUUUUUAUAAAAUGUGAUGUGUUUUUCUUUUUUUUUUUAAUGAGAAAAAGCUGAUCUAAAAUUCUGAAUUCGUCAAUCUCAAAUACUCAAUAAAACUUUAGUAGCUACAGAAUAUUUAAUCUAAAUCUAAUGAAGGUGUGUUUAUAAUAAUUGGUAUUUUCUUAUAGAAUCUUUGCACGUCAUCCAAUUUUGACGUUGACAUUUUCGCACAGGGUUGCCACAUUGUGGUAAGGCUAUGUAACAGUUGCUACAUUGAUCAACCGCCAACUCUUUGCAAAAUGGGAGAUUCCUCGAAAAACACGACAAAUUGGCGAAACAGUCAUCAGUACCAUCUCUGCCGUCACCUCGGUGCUAGAUAUCCCUAAGGAAUACAUAAAAGAAUCUUCUCGACCUACAUACUGGACUCCCGACAACGAAUGCAUAGAUGUUGGGUUUGUAAAAAGCAGUUUGGACCAUUAAGACCUUUGCAUCACUGUAGGGAGUAUGGAAGGGGGUGUGCAAUGAUUGUCUCAGAUCUAGGAAAGCGGUACCCUCGAAAGGGUGGGACAGCCCGGUGAGAGUUUGUAGCAAGUGCCGAUGAUUGGUGCCAUGUAGGACUGUAAUGUACAAAUUGUUCCUUUGAGAUAUGCGCAUAUUGAGCGGGAUACUUGUUGAGUACUGAUGAAGUUUAUGAUACACAAACAAUAUAAGACUAACAUUCUCGUAGCUACUUUAAAAUGUGGUAAAAUUAUGUUAAAGUAUGUAUAUGUAAUUUUUAAACGAACUUUAUAUUAAAAAAUGCAACAAGUUGUUAGGUUCAUAGAAAUUAAACCAGAACAUUCCAUUUUUUAUAAAAUGUGAUGUGUUUUUUUCUUCUCUUUAAAAUGAGAAAAAGCUGAUCUAAAAUUCUGAUUUCGUCAACCUCAAAUACUCAACAAAAUUUUGGUAGCUACAGAAUAUUUAAUCUAAAUCUAAUGAAGGUGUGUUUAUAAUUGGUAUUUUCUUAUAGAAUUCAGUUGCUACAUUGUUCAACCGCCAACUCUCUGCAAAAUGGGAGAUUCCUCGAAAAACUCGACAAAUUGGCGAAACAGUCAUCAGUACCAUCUCUGCCGUCACCUCGGUGCUAGAUAUCCCUAAGGAAUACAUAAAAGAAUCAUAAAAGAAUUCAGUUGCUACAUUGUUCAACCGCCAACUCUCUGCAAAAUGGGAGAUUCCUCGAAAAACUCGACAAAUUGGCGAAACAGUCAUCAGUACCAUCUCUGCCGUCACCUCGGUGCUAGAUAUCCCUAAGGAAUACAUAAAAGAAUCUGCUCGACCUACAUACUGGACUCCCGACAACGAAUGCAUAGAAUGUUGUGUUUGUAAAAAGCAAUUUGGACUGUUAAGACCUUUGCAUUACUGUAGAGAAUUUGGGAGGGGGGUGUGCAAUGAUUGUUCCGGAUCUAGGAAAGCGGUACCCUCGAAAGGGUGGAACAGUCCGGUGAGAGUUUGUAGCAAGUGCCGAUGAUUGGGCCAUGUAGGACUGUAAUGUACAAAUUGUUUCUUUGAGAUAUGCGCAUGUUGAGCGGGAUACUUGUUGAGUACUGAUGAAAUUUAUAAUACACAAACAAUAUAAGACUAACAUUCUCGUAGCUACUUUAAAAUGUGGUGAAAUGAUGUUGAAGUAUGUAAUUUUUAAACGAACUUUAUAUUAAAAAAUGCAACAAGUUAUAUAGUUCCAUAGAAAUUAAACCAGAACAUUCCUUUUUUUUAUAAAAUGUGAUGUUUUUUUCUUCUCAUUAAAAUGAGAAAAAGCUGAUCUAAAAUUCUGAAUUGGUCAACCUCAAAUACUCAACAAAAUUUUAGUAGCUACAGAAUAUUUGAUCUAAAUCUAAUGAAGGUGUGUUUAUAAUUGGUAUUUUCUUAUAGAAUCUUUGCACGUCAUCCAAUUUUGACGUUGACAUUUUCGCACAGGGUUGCCACAUUGUUGUAAGGCUAUGUGACAGUUGCUACAUUGAUCAACCGCCAACUCUCUGCAAAAUGGGAGAUUCCUCGAAAAACUCGACAAAUUGGCGAAACAGUCAUCAGUACCAUCUCUGCCGUUACCUCGGUGCUAGAUAUCCCUAAGGAAUACAUAAAAGAAUCUGCUCGACCUACAUACUGGACUCCCGACAACGAAUGCAUAGAAUGUUAAGACCUUUACAUCACUGUAGGGAAUGUGGAAGGGGGUUAUGCAAUGAUUGUUCCGGAUCUAGGAAAGCGGUAACCUCGAAAGGGUGGGACAGCCCGGUGAGAGUUUGUAGCAAGUGCCGAUACUUGUUGAGUACUGAUGAAAUUUUUUAUACACGAACAAUAUAAGACCAACAUUCUCGUAGCUACUUUAAAAUGUGGUUAAUUGAUGUUGAAGUAUGUAAUUUUUAACGAACUUUAUAUUAAAACGUGCAACAAGUUAUAUAGGUUCAUAGAAAUUAAACCAAAGCAUUCCUUUUUUUAUAAAAUGUGAAGUGAUUUUGUUCUUCUCUUUAAAAUGAGAAAGAGUUGAUAUAUAAUUCUAAAUUCGUCAACCUAAAAGACUCAACAUAAUUUUAGUAGCUACGGAAAAUUGUAAUCUAAAUCUAAUGAAAGUUGUGUUUAUAAUUGGAAUUUUCUUAUAACAUCUUUGCACGUCAUCCAAUUUUGACGUUGACAUUUUCGCGCAGGGUUGUCGCAUUAUGGUAACGGUAUGUGACAGUUGCUACAGCAAUUUACGGCCAAAUCUCUCCAAUGUGGGAGAUCCCCCAGAAAACCUUGCCCGACAAUCGGUGAAACAGUCAUCAGUACCAUCUAUGCCGUCACCUCGGUGUUAGAUAUCCCUAAGGAAUACAUAUAGGAAUCUACUCGACCUACAUACUGGACUCCUGAUAACGAAUGCAUAGAAUGUUGGAUUUGCAAAAAGCAAUUUGGACCCUUAAGACCCUUGUAUCACUGUAGGGAAUGUGGGGGAGGAGUGUGCAAUGAUUGUUCCGGAUCUAGGAAAGCGGUACCAUCGAAAGGGUGGGACAGUCCUGUAAGAGUUACAUUCUCGUAGCUACUUUAAAAUGUAGUGUAAGGAUGUUGAAGUAUGUAAUUUUUAAACGAACUGUAUAUUAAAACGUGCAACAAGUUAUAUAGUUUCAUAGAAAUUAAACCAGAGCCCAGAACAUUCCUUUUUUAUAUAAAAUGUGAAGUGUUUGUCCUUUUCUUUAAAAUAAAAAAAAGCUGAUAUACAAUUCUAAAUUCCUCAACCUGAAGACUCAGUAGCUACAGAAAAUUUUAAUCUAAAUCAAGAAGGUGUGUUUAUAAUUGGUGUUUUUUUUUAUAAAUCUUUGCACGUCGUCCAAUUUUGACGUUGACAUUUUCAAAAAGAGUUGCCACAUUAUGGUGAUAAUAGGGAAUUCCUAUAUAGGGAAUAGGAAUCACCUCAGAGGUGUAUGGACAAUUGGAAGGACAAAAAAUAAUGAAUAAUUAUUUGUUAUUAAAUUCAGUUACAAAAUUAACCGGUACUUACAAAAAAAUACAUAUUGUGUGUUUUUCGAUCUUUUAGAGCCCUCGUGAUAUUUAUCAAGUAGGUCACAUGCGCAUACGUCGGCAUGUUGUAUCGCCAUGAUUUAUUGUAGUGGAGUCACUGAAGGUUUUCACCUCAGAUUUCGUUGAACCUCCAUCGAUUUUCAUGAAAAUUGGUGAGUAAUUAGAAGAUACCUCAAGGAACAAAGGUGACAUGAUGCCACCUUGUGCUUUUACCCUGGGAGUGGAUGCCACCCCUUCUCGGGGAUGAAAAUUAUUUUAUUAAAAAUAAUACCUUAAGUCGAUAGAGGGACAAAUUAUAAGCAAAAUUUGUUAUAUAAAGUUCUUAAUAUAAAUCAACACUUUUUGAGUUAUUAAAGACCAAAGAUUUUAUUUUUUCGUAAAAAAAUGCAUGUUUUAAAUCCGUUUUUCACGUAUAACUCAAAAACUAUAAGCUCUUACAAAAUAGUUACUAUUACUGAAGUUGAUGAUAAUAAAAAACUGAAUACAUUCCUCACUUAAAGAACUAAACUAAUGUUAGUUCAAAGUGAGUUAUUUGCAAUUGAAUGUGUAUUUUUUUCGACGAGUACUCAAAUCUAAGUAUUCAAGCUUAAAUAACGGGAAGAUGAUGCAAUGUAUAAAAUAUACCUUCUAAUCAUUUGUCAACGUACUUCGUAAUACCUAUUAAAGGAGCUUGAGAACAAGUUAAUAGCGUCAAAAUUAUGCAAGUUAUGAUGAAAAUAAAAGAACCCUGUCGAAUUUUUUAGGAAAAAGUGAAAAAUAAAACAUACGCCAUUUCCACAAAAAUUAAAAUUUAUAGUAAUCCUUGCAAGAGCUUCUUUAUAUUAGCAUAAGUAAUAAUUUCAAUAAUUUUGACUGGUUUUGAAUGCAUAUUUUUGAAAAAAAAAGAUAUAAUUUAAAAAAAUCAUUUUUAAAAUUAUUGUAAUUUUCAUAUUCUUUUGAUAAUAACUCCAAAAAUACUCAAUAUACGUAAAAAAUGAUAUAUAUAACCAAAUUUUAGUUUUUUCUGUGUCAAAUAUUCUACCUGUAUUACUAUUUCCUUAGGGUAAAAAAUAACCGAGAUAGAAACGUUUAAAUCUUAAAUUUUGCUGUGAAAACCAUGCAAGCGGGGCCAUUUAACCUUUUAUUUUUAAAAAAAGUAGGGGGUCUAAAAGAUUAAAUUCAACGUGGUUAAAUAGCCCUUAGAAUUAACUUUUAAACGGUUUUUAGAUAAACCUGAUAUCGUAAAAAUAAACGAAGUUAUUAAAAAAAAAACAAUAACAUUUUUUGGAAAAAUUUUAAAGAUAAUUUUUGAAAAAAAUUUGGUGCAUAAAUUUUAAUAAGUUUUUGUUAUAAAAUGCAUCAUUUUCCGGUUAUUUCAGCUUGAAUACUUAGAUUUUUUUACUCGCCGAAAAAAAAAUAUAUUCAAUUACCUAUAACCAUUGUAUAACUAGACCUUGUAUAACUGACAUGUGUAGAUAAACAAUGCUAUAACUCACUUUUAGUUAACAUUAAAAGGUUUUUCUAGUAAAGGGUUUAUUUAAUUUUUUAUUAGCUUCAAUUUGGGUAAUAAUAACUUUUUUGUAAAAAUUUAUAAUUUUGGAGUUAUUGAUGAAAAAUCGGUUAAAAACAUGCCAAAAAGUUUUGAUUUAUUUUAAUAACUUAACAAAUUUUGCUUAGAAUUUGUUUCCUAUAAAAUUUUGGGGUUAUUUUCAAUAAAAUAAUUUUCACCCCCGAGAAGGGGUGGCAUCCACCCCCAGGGUAAAAGCGCAAGUUGGCACCAUGUCACCUUUGUUCCUUGAGAUAUCCUCUAACCACUCACCAAUUUUCAUGCAAAUAUAUGGAGGUUCAACGAAAUCGGAGGUAAUAGCUCAUAUCCACCUUCAGUGACUGCACUAUUGUUAGUUAUGAUAGCUGAUGCCAACUCCUGGACAUGUCACGAGCUUGUAAAUAGGCUCACUGAAAAGAUGGAGAAGAAUUCAAUCUUAAAAAAAAUAAUCUUCUAGAGAAUCUAAAGAAUUUCCAAACAGUUGGAUGUACAUACUAUGGCAUAGUAGAAAUGUCAUUGAUGACGUGCAAUGAACUUUAGGAAAUAAUGUACAUUUUUGUAUAUUUCAAAUAACGUGUUUGCAUCUGAUUAAUAUUUGCAAAUACCAUUCUUUUUUAAUAAUAAAGAUUUGUUUCAUUACUAUAUAGUCUGUUUAAUCAUUACUAUAAAUGAAUAGUAAAUGAGACCCUUUAGUAUUUAGGUAUUAAUGUUUUUACAGUUGUUACAAGUUAUUACAUUCAUAGACAAAAAAUAUGGAAACAUUAUGAAUUUAGAGGAGAGUUGGAUAAAACGGGAUACCUAGCCUAGAGACCCAACUAGUGGUGCUAUCAAUCGCACAACGACGGAAACUUGUUAUCAGUCGUCAUUUUAACAUUCUCAGUUCGUUUUACCUUGAUGCCACUAUUUGAUGAAAAGUUGUGUUUAGAAUUGUUUCGACUCUAUUUUUUUGAUACUUUGUACUUUUAAGUGCGCUGUUUUCUACAUUAUACUGCCUACAUAAAUAAAAAUAUAAUUCCGGUGACUAUUAUAUUUAAUUAAGCAAUCAUUAACGAAUAUUCUCAUGUGUAGUCUACCUAAUUUUACUUUCACAUUUAGGCAGCAGCCACUUUUGUUUUGAAAAAUGUCUGAAUUGGACAAAACGGGACACUUAUAAGUUGGAUAAAAUGGGAUACAGUUUCUUAUGUCCCGUUUUAUCUACCUAUUUAUUUGUUGACCUAUUAAUUUUUUAAAUAGAGAUAUGAAGCGUUUUAUCAUACCGCAGAGAAGAACAACAUAUUUUUAUGUGACCUUUGUUCUGAUAUACGCACCUAGUCCUAAAUAAAAGGUCUUAUUUUCCAUUUUGCCAUAAAACAUAAAAAACGCCUAUUUUUAAGUUUCCGAUUACUGAAGAUAUUAUUAUUUCAAAAGUAAAUUUUACUAUACAGUUUAAUGUCUACUUAAUUUAGACAUAAAUUAAGUUUUAGAUCAUUUUAUCCAAAAAAUUAAAUAUUAUAAACCUAUCCCGUUUUAUCCAACCGUGGUUGGGUAAAACGGGAUGUGUAGGACUUUAAUUAAUUUUUUUUUUACUAUUUUCAUACAUUUAUGAACUUUUCUUUUUCGUUAGUAUUAUAUAACAUAAUAAAUGUUAUACCUAUAAAAAAUAAUAUGAUAAUUUCUUAAACAUAUUUUCCGUAGUAAAAGUAAACAAGAAUGGUAUCCCGUUUUGUCCAACUCUCCCCUAUAAUUUUUGAAAAUACGUAGAGGUGUAACAGAGAUAUUUGUGUUUAGGUAAAACAAUUGAAUCGCUUAUUUCAGAAACAACCUAAGUCACAUUUUGGCAAUUUUGAGUUUAUUAAACCAACAUUAUAUUUCUGUGGCUUACACACAAUAUAAUGUAGAAUACACCUUAGUCCCGUAAGCCUAGUUGAUUUUAUAAUGAUUUAAAAUAUUCAUAUAUAUUUCUGAAUAAUCCCACAGAAAAACAUGUUAGUGUAAUAAACUCAAAAUCGCUAAAAUGUGACUUAGGUUGUUCCUGAAAUAAGCAAUUCAAUUAUGGGCCAAUCUUCUGAUUAUCCUUAUUCCUAAACAGUAUCCUUUUAUUUCGCGAGUAUUGAAACCCUCAAAAAUAUAUAGGUCUUGGCCCACACUUCAAAAUAAAAUGAUUACCUCCCUCAUGAGACUUUUUAUUCAGUUACCCAUGUCGAGUCGGAUAAGUUUUUGAAGUUAUACUUCUUUAGUCACGAGGGUGAAUUUUUAUUUUGCCGGGCGCAUGCGCACACCGACAGUAUGGUUUUAGUCGCUCAAACGUUAUGCGGGAUCUGAUUGAGUGUUACAAUCAUCUGUCAAUAUUUGUUCAAAUGGAUAUUAUGCAUAAACAAAUGUGUAUAUUAGUUUUUAUUUUUGUGAGGACAGAGACAAAAAGCAAGUUUAUAAUUAUUGUAGUGACUUUUUAAAUAGUUUUUAAAAGCAACAGGUACGUACCUUAUUGUAAAUGUUUCAAUGUUGUAAUAAAAAAUUACAAAUUAAAUACCUAUUUGGAAAAUGUACCUACCUAGCUAACCUAGCUACUUACCUAUCUAGGUAAUGCUUUGAUUUACCAAAAAAAAUCUCAAUCUAAUAUAUUGCUUUUUUAGUCUAUAUUUUGUUGUAUUUUAAUUCCACAAGAAUCAAACUUAUUUGAUUAAACUAAGAGAAUAUUAAUAAGCAACUGUCAAAAAAUUUUAAAACGUUUAGAUGCUAUAUCUUCCCACUUCAUUCACGUGUCUCGGUAGUUAAAUCCUGCGUGGGGUGAGUUCAAAAUAAUCUAACAACCUGAUAGACGCAGGUUCAAUUCCCAAUGCAAAUUUUAUUUUUUUUAUACAUUUUAUUAUUGUAAGUAUAUUUAUUAUAUUUUUUUUCAGAAAAUACGUAUUUAGUUAAAAUUUUCUCAACAAUUGUUCAGAAAUCAUUUCUUUGUUUCAUGUUUCAAUGUGUUUGCGUGUGUUUUAUUUUUUUAAUUUUUGGUAGGUAUUGUUUUAAUAAAAAUUUUUGGAAAGUAGUAAGUAUUAAAAUUAGUUUAAUAUUUAAAUAAAAUAUAAAUAAACUGUUUAAAGUAUAUUGAUUUCGUUGAAAUCAUAUAAUAGAAGUAUAACUUAUUACGUGCGUACAAAGUACACACACAUUCUUUUUUAUUACGAAAAAUUUUGAGGCGGGGGCGAUUCGUUAAUAUAGAGGAACUUUGGUGCGUCCAACAACUGGAAUACCCUUAAAAAUUUGUCGGACAAUAUUAGCAGUUAAUUGUAGAUCUUUUUAUCAAAUAUCCUGCAAAAUCAGCAGAGGGGUAUAAAUUUUAUGACUCUUUAUGAUGCGUCAACCCCCAUAUAGGAGGCGCACUAUAGAGUCAUAAGUGACGAUUUUUUUGCAGAAUUGUUUGAUAAAAAUACUUACAAUUUACUGGUAAUAUUGUCCGACAAAUUUUUAAGGCUAGUCCAGUUGUCGGACGCACCAAAGUUUAGAAACUUUUUUUAUUUACGAUACGCCCCCUCCCGAAAAUGUUCCGUAUUAGACAAGUUGUCGGACUCAACAUGAAUAACUGAAAAAAGUCUCAUGAAUGAGGUAAUCCCUUUUUUUCAAGUGUGGGUCGAAGGUCUACGAGUAGUAUAUGGGUGGAAACAUAUACGUGCAGAGAUUCGCAAAGGAUGAAGAAAUAUGGGUGGACCUAGUUGAAAAAUUUUCCAAUAACCCAAAAAAGUUAUUUAUAAAAACAGUAGGCAACAAUAUUCUCAAGGCUUGGAAAAUAUUCUGAAUUAUACAGGAAUGAUUAAUAACUACGUGGACAAGUAAACAUACGUUCCUUAUGAUUUUGUUAAUUUACUGUUCAUCAUUCUUUAUUUUUAUGUCUUCGUUCUUUACAUCUUUUUACAUAUAUAUUUUAUGUGUUUCUUCUACUAUUAACCACAAUUUUUAACAUCAAAUACGUGAAAAAUCAACAAAUUUUCAAUGAAAAUUAUGACUAAUUCCUGUGAAAAAGAGUAGAAUCAUAAUAAUGGUAGUGUUUCCUGUUCGAAUUAAAAUUUUAAACACAUUCAUUUUAAUAUCAAUUCCUAAGAAAUUCCAGUUAGUAUCUACCUUUUAUACUGAUUUAUUUUGUUCCAAUGGCCUUUUUAUAUAAAAAAGGAAUGAUAAUGUCUGUUAAUUCCUUAUAAAUAUCAAUAUAAUUCUUCGACUUUUGUUCAUCCAUUUUACACUAACAGGUAUUUUUUUCCGUAUUUUUAAAAUUCAGCAACUAAGUUAAAGAUUCCUAGUCAGACUUGGUCAAUAUAAUGUGUUAAUUAAGGAGUGCAUGUUAGCAAACUUUAUUAAUAUGUUUUAUCUAUCUAUUGGUGCAUACAACUUGUUAACGAUUGAAUACAUUGUUUUCUAAAAAGCGUCACCAACAUUGAGAUUUUUACUUUUUUAAGAAGUUAUUUUUUAGAUGUUAACGUGUUACAGAUGCUUUAUGAAAUAUUGUUUUGUGCUCAAUUUUUGUAUUUACUAUGCAAUAAAGUACCUACAAUUCUUAAAA
Molecule: messenger RNA, 12106 nt
Organism: Diabrotica virgifera virgifera (western corn rootworm)
Lineage: Eukaryota; Metazoa; Arthropoda; Insecta; Coleoptera; Chrysomelidae
Product: zinc finger FYVE domain-containing protein 1
Exons: 8
Coding region: 275-2317 (680 amino acids)
Molecular function (GO): GTP binding; GTPase activity; metal ion binding
Source: RefSeq, a predicted model, not a curated record